Messenger RNA from Owenia fusiformis, 1263 nucleotides. The record is from the annotation of a GenBank genome assembly. Lineage: Eukaryota; Metazoa; Annelida; Polychaeta; Sabellida; Oweniidae.
ACACCACUGGCGGGCAAAAACAAAUUUUGCAUACUUGACCUUAAAAGAUGGCUGAGUCACAAAAUGAAUCUAACUACGCUCCGAGUGAGGCUUCUACAAUAGAUAUCGACAACAUGACACAGGUUACUGAUACCACAAUCGGAGACGCUGAAGUUACUAUGCAGCCAACACCAGAGAUUAUUCAGCAGUCUAAAAUCUGGUUGUCCAAUCUUGCAGUCGAAUACCAGACCGCACUAAGAGCAUAUAAAAACAAGGAAGAAGUCCCGAAAGAUCUUGAAUCGCUGAAUGAAAGGAUAGCAGAGGCCCAGGUGGCUUUGAUACAAGAAAGUGGACGGAAGAGCCAGGAAGAGCAGAUUGUUCAACGUAUGCAGAUGACAGCCUGUUUAAAGAGCCACCUGUUUGAUGAGAGACUCCCUGCUGCUGAGGGUGAGGGAAAAGGGGGUCAUGGUGAUAGCACAAAUGCAGAAUUUGACAAAAGGAAAAAGAAGUUAGUUGACCUGUUAGAAGAGCAGAGGGCCUUAGUGACCCAAAUGACCACAGAACAACAGAGAUUUGAGGAACUCGCUGAAAGAUUGGGUACAAUUGACAGGGAAAAUGCAGAUCUGCUACAUGGAAAUCGUGAAUUACUGAAGAAGCUUCAUGACAUCAGAGAAGAAAGGGAAACACUGAGAACUCAGGCCUCUGGUUCCGAAGAUAUACAGAUAUUGAGAGAUACCUUCAAGAAAUCCAAAUGUAAAGUUAUUAUUCUCCGCAACAUUCUACAAGGACUGAUACUCGGCAGUGGAGUAAACUGGGCCCAAAAUGAACAAUUAAAAAACUUAGUACUUGAAUUAGGUAUUAAAUUAGACUUUAAGGAGGAUCAAACAAAAUCACUAAAUAAUAUAAAAUUACGGAAUUAGAUUAAAUGAGAAUUAUUGAUAAAUUAUAUUAUGUAUGUGGCAUACUGUCAGUUUGUGUCUAUAUAGUUAUGUUUGAAAAAUUACAAUUAUUUAUUGUAAAAUAUAUAGGUUAUUGUAUACUUAUUGUACAUGUGUAUAGCUGUAUGUGCACUUUUUAGUUUGUAUGUAUACCUAUUAUUAAUUAUAAUACAGUCAUGAUAUAUUUAUACAAUAAACUGUUACUUUUUGAUGAAACGAAUAACUACAGUGAAACCUGUGAAGUGUAAGGUGGAAAACUUCUAGGAGUGGGAUACCUCAAUUUAUUAGGGCAAUAGUAAAUAGUAGUAGUAAAAUGAAAAAAAAAUAUACACAACAAUUUGAAUUU